GAUUAAGAAAAAUUUGUAACAUUAUUAAGGCCAGGAUAGGAAAUAGGAGUUUGCCUGUAAAAAGGAUCAGUGGGAGGGAAGGCCUCUUCUCCGUCCGUCAUCCCCAAUAAUAACUUUGACUUGCAGAAACAAAAUUCUAUCUUUUUUGUUUUCCGGAGUUACUUAGUGACACCAGAGGUAAAAAAUAAAAUAAAAACAUGCUUCAGAUUCGGCUUAGCAACAAAGCUACCGCUUCAGAAACUGGCAAGCUCCCUUCUGGGGAGACCGUCACGGUUGCAUGCCCAGAUCAUCUUGUUCUUGCCGAGCUUCCUGUUGCCAAGAGUCUUGGUUACACUAAUGGUGUUACCCCUGUUAAGACUGUUGGUCGUAGGUCACGCCGCCCCCUUGGUGAACGUGUCCACUUCUGUGUUCAAUGUGAUUUCCCCAUUGCUAUCUACGGACGUCUGAUUCCUUGUGAGCAUGCUUUUUGCCUGGAUUGCGCCAGGAGUGACUCUUUGUGCUAUCUGUGUGAUGACCGUAUACAGAAGAUUCAGACGAUUAAAAUGAUGGAAGGCAUCUUUAUAUGUGCAGCACCACAUUGUCUAAAGUCCUUCCUAAAGAAAUCCGACUUUGAGGCUCACGUACAUGCGGUCCAUGCGGAUCUAAUUAAUUCAAAUCCUCAAAAAGAUGUAAACGAGUCAGAAGCUGCAAGCACCAAGAAACCCACAACUUCUGAUUCAACUGUUCAAGCCCCAACUCCAAGACCAGUCCAAGAUAGUGAAGACCGAACACCUCGUCCCCAACCCCAACCCCCUGUCAGACCACUGAUUCAGCCAAAUCCUAACCCGCCACAUGGUUUUGAUGGGCCAACGCCAAUGCAAAUUCAACAACAGAAUUUUGAGUACCCUAUGAACACACUCCAGCCUCCCAAUUUUGUAUUACCAGUGAACCCACAUGUGAUGGGCCCUGGAUUAUUUGGCCAACCCCUUUAUCCCGGUCAACAGGCUUCAGAAGCAGGUGUGGAACAAGGGUCAUUGCUCGGUUAUCCUCAACCUUGGAAUGUUGGACCAAAUGGUGUGCUGUUUGACCCUUCUAUGAUGAUGAAUCAAGGUGGUUUCUUUCAAGGAGGUCCACCAUCAAACAUUCCGCAAGGGGGAAAUGCUAACCCAUCACUCCCACCACCACCACCCCCUCUACCUCCGGCAUUUGCUCAAAUACCAGGGAAUUUCUAUGGUGGUGGUGAUUCAAGUCACCAUGGACAGGGUCCACCAGGGUACUCGUGGCCACAAGACAAGCGUGAUGGCUUUGGAAAUGGUCAAGAUUAAUAUAGUUAUACCUGUUUGAGUUGAUAUCUUGUUGACUAUUUGAGGCUAUAUAACAGUCUUAUUAAUAUAAUCAUAGACGAUUCUCUGUUCCCA
This is a messenger RNA of Erigeron canadensis, 1397 nucleotides long. Its product is annotated as E3 ubiquitin-protein ligase HAKAI homolog. NCBI's taxonomy places the organism in Eukaryota, Viridiplantae, Streptophyta, Magnoliopsida, Asterales, Asteraceae. Gene Ontology annotation, molecular function: ubiquitin protein ligase activity. The coding region runs from base 198 to 1304 and encodes 368 amino acids. The record is from RefSeq and is a predicted model, not a curated record. Gene Ontology annotation, biological process: regulation of cell adhesion; protein ubiquitination. The transcript is spliced from 4 exons.